Molecule: messenger RNA, 658 nt
Organism: Funneliformis caledonium
Lineage: Eukaryota; Fungi; Glomeromycota; Glomeromycetes; Glomerales; Glomeraceae
Source: the annotation of a GenBank genome assembly
AUGGCAAACGACUAAAGGAUAUAAAUCUAACUGAUGAUGAAUGGCAAGCAAUAGGUAAAUUAGUAAUUAUUUUGGAGGAUUUUGCUGGAGUAACUGAAUACCUAGGUGGAAGCAAUUAUACAACAAUUAGUUUGAUGUAUAGUUUGUUAGCAAUAAUCAGCAAAAAAAUAAUACCUGAGAACUCUGAUAUGGAAGUUAUAGAUCUGACUAGUUCAAAUACUGCCUUUGAUGAUGAUAUUGGUUAUGAAGAUGCUCCGGAGGAUGAACCUAUCACUCAACAACCUAAACAUAGAAAAAUUAAUAUUAAUGUUCCACAAAAUUGUUUUGAUCUUGAAAAACGUAUUAAAACGGCAUUGUAUCAAUCUAUUAAUCACUAUUGGGAAGUUCCACAAGAGCAAGGAAUGUUGGCUGCAUUAUUAGAUCCACUAUUCAAAUAUUUAGAAUUUGCCUCUGAAAUGUUGCACAUGAGAACUUAUGAACAAUUAAAAGAUGCUUAUCAAGAUAUGAAAGACUUAACUAAUGAAGAUCAAGAAGCUGAAUUCAGACCUGUUUCAUCAAAUUCAUUAUUAGCAAGAAUAUUUCAAAAUAAUUAUAUUCAUGUUAAUGAAAUAACUAAUUAUUUAACCAUGCCAAAGAUUCAUUUUGAUGAUUGCCCUUU